This is a messenger RNA of Dichotomopilus funicola, 759 nucleotides long. RefSeq lists its product as uncharacterized. The transcript is spliced from 2 exons. The record is from RefSeq and is a predicted model, not a curated record. NCBI's taxonomy places the organism in Eukaryota, Fungi, Ascomycota, Sordariomycetes, Sordariales, Chaetomiaceae. Bases 1 to 759 code for a protein of 252 amino acids.
AUGAAGACUUCACACGGAGCUGCGCUCUUUGCCCUCGCCGAGCUGGUUUACGGCCAUGGCUACCUGACAAUCCCGUCUAGCCGGACUCGACUCGGCGCAGAGGCCGGGGUCGACACUUGUCCCGAGUGCACCAUCUUGGAACCUGUACAGUCCUGGCCCGACCUGGACUCUGCCCCUGUCGGCCGGAGCGGCCCUUGCGGUUACAACGCCCGCGUCAGCGUCGACUACAACCAACCGACCGACAAAUGGGGCGCUUCAGUCGUCGAAACCUAUGCUCCCGGUCAGGUCGUUGACGUACAGUGGUGCGUUGACCACAAUGGUGACCACGGCGGAAUGUUCACCUACCGGCUCUGCCAGAACCAGACCCUCGUCGACAAGUUUCUGGAUCCCACCUACCUCCCUACCGACGAUGAGAAACAAGCCGCCGAAGACUGCUUCGAAGCCGGAACGCUGCCGUGCACCGACGUGUCAGGCCAAGAUUGCGGAUACAGCCCGGAUUGCUCCGAAGGCGCGGCAUGCUGGCGCAAUGACUGGUUCACCUGCAACGCAUUCCAGGCCGACAGCCGGCGCGGCUGCGAGGGUGUCGACAACUCAGAGCUUGGGGCUUGUUUCACAACCAUCUCAGGCGGCUACACUGUCACCAAAAAGAUCAAGAUUCCCGACUACGAAUCCGCGCACACCCUCUUGUCGUUCAAGUGGAACUCUUUCCAAACUGGCCAGAUCUACCUCUCGUGCGCGGAUAUCGCGAUCGCAAAGUAG